AAAAUGUGGUUGAGAACCUACUCGCCAACACUUCUAUGAAAAGAGAAUCAACUACCUCCUAACAACAACAAUACCAUUCCAAAAUCCCAAAUCAAUAUUCUAUCAUGGACGAGGUCAUCACGGCCGCUGAUGCCUCAUCAAGUUUUCGAUCCACUACAUAUCAACCCUCCAUCAUCCCCUCUAACCUUCCUCUCCUCUCUGCUUUCCUUGCUUUCGCUCUUGCCCAGUUUCUCAAGCUCUUCACUACCUGGUACAAGGAGAAGAGAUGGGAUUCGAGAAGGAUGCUUGGGUCUGGAGGAAUGCCAUCAUCGCAUUCAGCUACUGUGACAUCACUUGCAGUUGUAAUUGGUUUACAUGAAGGAACUGGAGGGCCAGCGUUUGCCAUCGCCGUUGUUUUGGCAUGUGUUGUAAUGUAUGACGCUUCUGGUGUAAGACUCCAUGCUGGUCGCCAAGCUGAACUAUUGAACCAAAUAGUAUGCGAGCUACCUCCAGAACAUCCUGUCUCUAAUGUUAGACCCUUACGAGAUUCACUUGGUCAUACACCACUCCAGGUUGUUGCAGGUGCUAUUUUGGGGUGUGUGGUAGCAUUCCUCAUGAAAAGUUCCAGUUAGCGAAUGGGAUAAUGCAUGCAAUAGAAUAGGGCUACCGUCUCAUCUUUUACCAGUGGAUAAUACUUAAAGACCAAUUAAGAAUUGAAAAAAAAAACUUGUUCAGAACCAACCAAACUCUAAAAAAGAAGGAAAAAAAUGCACAAGUUUCUUAUAUUUUUCUUUGAUGCACUUGUCCCAUCAAUUAAUAUGUAUAAAUGGUCACCCGCAAUUUGACAUCUUUAGAUUUAAGCUCUCAAUAGAUUUUUCUAAACAAAUAUUGCACUCGCGUUGUGUUUAAGAGAAUGUAAAUGUUGUUGAUUUGGACGAGGUAUUAAUUA
Molecule: messenger RNA, 928 nt
Organism: Humulus lupulus (European hop)
Lineage: Eukaryota; Viridiplantae; Streptophyta; Magnoliopsida; Rosales; Cannabaceae
Exons: 5
Coding region: 105-611 (168 amino acids)
Source: RefSeq, a predicted model, not a curated record